AUGCUCCCGACGGAGAAGAAGAAGAUCACCGCCGUCUGCGUGGACUGCCAUGAGAAGAUCGCAGCGAAGUGCUCGGGAGCGCCACCAUCCCGAGCGGGAAGGCAACAUGGUGGCUCUGUUUGGCCGGUGCUGCGUUACCCGAACCUCAACCUGGUCAUCUACGACAGGAUCUUCAGCUGCGCACUGGGCACGGCUCGCUGUGAGCCAUGGUUAGACAACGCGCCGAAGAAGGAAGAGUCCAAGGGAAAGGGCGCCGACCCCGGCUCCUUCUUGGAACAUCUCUACGGUAGCAGCGGCGUGGGACCAGAUGCGGAUUUGAUCCAAAUGAUCGAGCGCGACUGCGUGGACCGAUGCCCCUCCGUGAAGUGGGAGUCCAUCGCGGGCCUGGAGCAAGCCAAGGCUUUGCUCGAAGAGGCGGUGAUCUUGCCUCAGGUAAUGCCAGACUACUUCCAGGCAGGUGGGACAGGAUGGAGAGUCUUGAUGUUUGGUCCACCGGGCACAGGGAAGACCAUGCUGGCCAAGGCCGUGGCGACGCAGUGCUCCACCUCAUUCUUCAAUGUCUCGGCCUCCACCAUGGCGAGCAAGUACCGCGGUGACUCGGAGAAGCUGGUGCGGCUGCUCUUCGAGAUGGCGCGCUUCUAUUCUCCGACGACCAUCUUCUUCGACGAGAUCGACGCGCGCGUCGGGCUUACGAACAGCUCAGCUUGUGAAACUGGCUUCUGCGUGGGGAGUGAGGAGAGCAACGAGACGCGCCAGGUGAGUGUCCUCGCCGCGACGAACCGCCCGUGGGAUUUGGAUGAAGCCCUGCGGAGGCGGAUCUACAUCCCUUUGCCGCAAGACGAAGGUCGGAAGCAGCUCUUCGAGAUCAACCUUCGUGAGGCGAAGCGAGUGGAUGAGACGGGAGGAGACGGGACGGUGAACGGCGGAAAUCGAACCACCGCGUUUCGGAGGAACGUCCGGCUUGCGAUUCGAUGCGAACUGGUGGUGAAGGUGAAGUUGGGCACCGACGUGGCCGUCGCUGGCUUGGUGGAGAAGACCAAGGGCUACAGCGGUGUGGAGCUCGAUUCAUGCCGACUUCGUUCGAUUGGCGCCGAUGUGACGAACGUGUGUCGCGAAGCCGCGAUGAUGGGACUCCGGCGGCGCAUGGCCAAAGCGCGACAAGAAGGAGUGGUUCAACGGGCCGCGCGCUUGUGGUCGAGCAAGAGCUUGGUUGAAAUGCACAACCUCAAGCAGGAGGUGGAUGUGCCUGUGACGCAAGCGGACUUCUUCGAAGCGAUCCACAAUGUCAACCGCUCUGUAGGCACCUCCGACGCCAGUCGGAUCCACAGAGUUUUGAUUGUGGCGAGACGGAUGAGGCGUGGAAAGGCUUGCUUCAAGGGGAGGGAGGUAUUGGGAGAAGGCGAGGACGUGCUGCUGGAUCUCUGUAAAAAGGUCACUGAACGGAACGUUGCAACCGUGUUGCUCCCUGAAGUCUUGCGCUCCAAACAGAAGCUUCCUCAAGUCUUGAAGCUGUUCCACAAGCUGAACAAAGGCAAUCUUGCAUUUGUCACCUUGGAAGCACUGAGGGAAGAUGGGAACAUGAAGUUGAAGAUUGACCUGCACGACUUCCCCGAGCGAAGUGCUCACGUGGCUUUGUGCCAUUGGUUGUCAACUGCAGUCGCCCAGAAGCUUCAGCAGUCGCCCAACAGCUUCACCUGCCUCGUCGUCACAGGACAUGGACCGUCUGGCACGGAGCUUCGCGAUGCGGCCUUGGAGCUGUUUCGAACCCUGCGGCUGGACGCGUCACCUGUGCCAGAGACUCCGGGGUGGAUUCGCUUAGUUUUGACGAAGGGGGACCUGCCAACGUUGCGUGUGUUGGCUUUGCAUUGGGGCAACGAAGAUCUUCAGCGCUUUGCCGAUUGGAUGAAGGAGUUCGGCAGCGGGCGAGAUGGGAGCUUUGCCUUGGUGGACGGUUUGUUGCUUUUGGAGCCAGCACGUUCUCAGCACGUCACCACUCUGAUAGUACAUCAAAGUCAAAAAGAGAUUUGGACACCUUCGAAUCGAGAUAUCGAUUCCCAUGAGACUUACCAGAUGACCGACAGUGCCUUGCACUGGAAGCUGGGAUCUGUGAUCCUUUGGUCGCUCGUUUGGCCGACGCUCCAUGCGGCCAGCUUGCCGUUGGCUGGUCUGUGCGGCUUUCAAGUGAAUGGCCGACAGCGACAGCGGUUCUUGAGAAGAGUUUUGCGCUCACAGGUUUACUACACGAUGGCAGCCCCCUUCGGUUUAGUGAUGACUCCACUCAGAUUCCCCUGGCGUCGAUUCUGGCUGCUGGACCGGGACCCGCCGGACGUGAUCUCCGAGAUGUUUGAGAUGCUGGGAGGUGAUGCCUCCGUCAUUUGCUUUUCCGCCGCAGCGAUGACACAUUGGCUGAUGGCCAUUAGCGAGGACUGGCGUGCUUGGCGCUUUUUGGCCGUGCACUGUCAGGAGCUGGAGACGGUGCAAGAGCAUCAAGUGCUUCAAGCCGCCUCCAAGCUGUGCUGGCUGUACACGGUACACCACCUAGUAGCGGCUAUGGUCUUCGCCUACUACUUGGUCUUCGAUGAGCUUGCCGUCCUGUGCUGCUUUGGUGCGUUGUUCGAGCUACCUGUUUGCUUCACCAACCUUCGCGACUUCGUCGUGACCUUUCACAAGGAGCUGGAAGAGUACUUUUCUCGCUUCCCCUUGGUGACGCCCUCCUUCUGCCGCCGCUGGUGGCGCCUCACCGCCGUGGGCGUCCUGCUGGGCCGCGGCACCGCGCUGGGCAGCUUCGCCUAUGCCACGGCACUGUGGGGCCAGGUCGUCCGGACGACGGGCUUCGCCAGGUCCGAAGGUCGACGUCGACACAAGGGGCGUUUCGAUCGACGGCGCCGUGGUGACGGGACAUAGGAAACACCACAUUGCUGCAUUGCUACUCCCCCAAAAAGGAAGAAGGUGCAAGUAAACCAACUAGAACCAUCUAGAACCAACGAAUUACCCGCCAGAACGACCACUAGCAACAAAGCGAGUUCAACAGCAAUCUCCUACCCAGUCUUUCCAUGUUUCAUUAUUUGUGACGAUUAUCAGCCAGUAUUCUCAAAGUUGUUUUUUUUAGACUUCCCCGUCCAACACGACAAACAUGGAAUUGGAAUUUGGGCUUUUUGGAAGACGAGUUUCCACUACACCUCCGGGCAAGGGCCACCAAACAGUUUUCUUGGCUUGCAUUUGCUUAGCUUUGCUUCAAUCUUAUCUCUGGUAUUUGAAAACACACUACUGUAUUGAUGUUUUUUUAAAUCCAUUUUUUUAAAAUAAGUUUCUUGCCAUCAGGAGCUUCAAGCUAUGCCGGGCGCGGUGCGGAACGGCUUCCAACUUUUUGGUAGCACCUUCUCGCUUCUCUCGGUGCUUUGGUCCCUGCAAUUGCUGGCCGACCGCACGGCGGAUGCUUGGGUCGUUCUGGGUGGUGAUGCAGCGCACUCUCUUUUUACGCGGUGCAUAUUGAGACCUCAUGAACCUGGAGAUUUCAUAUUUCAAUCACCCCCGAAUGGCCAGUUCGGAAGUGCCAUUUCAGCUCCCUUGUUCAUCACUUGGUACAACCUGAAAGUGCUUUUGUGCCGAGACUGAACUGGGAACUGGAACGAGUCGUGAAGCGUUUUCAAAGUUCUUGAUGUGGUUCAAGACAAGGACUUGCGUGGUUUGUAAACGCUUGUAAACGAUGUUCCCAAGUUUUUCCAGUGGUUUGGGGAACUAUGCCAAUUGGUUACUCUGCCCUACAUCCCCAGGAGCAAAAAAUGCUCCUGUAUAGAUUGAUACGUGCUUGUUCAACCAAGGACAUCUAUACCUUGCAGAGACAAAGCGAAUCACUGCGAAGUCUAUAAGGGUCUGUAGCCAAUGGUGUCUUCAUGUGGAACAGACUGGAGUUGUUUGCCCGCGAGCAGCGCUGGGCUUACGAUACACCGUAGCCAAUGGACUCCCCAGGAGUCUGAUGGCCCAAAAAAUCUUGGCACAGCGCCUACCACAGACGGACUCGCAUUAUGACUCGCACGGACGCAAGCCAGUUCGGAGCCAGUUCGGCUGUGGCGUCUUUCGGAUCUCCGUCCCGUCCUCAACGGCUGGCCUGGCCACCUGUGGAGAUUCCCUCGUCUUGGGCCACAGAUCCAGUCACAGAUAUGGUCACGGCUACGUGGGAAGAUCGUCAAGUCUUGAUGAUAGGAACAUCUAACAGUAACACCUGAAGAUCGUUCGCAAGGUCUCCAAUAAUCACAUUGUCUAGCUUCAUCUUCCUGCUCUUGUAUGGUCUUCCUGCUCUUCGAUUGACUAUGGAUGACUAUGGCUUUCCUGGUCGUUUUUCCAAGAUUGACAUGGCUGAUAGCCCUGCCGUUCUUCGCACAUCAGGCUGCCCGUUCUAAAGCUCAGCGCGGCCAGCGAGUGCGAGGAAAAAAAACAUGUGCUGGGCGAGCUGGGGCUGUCGGG
Durusdinium trenchii is the source of this 4464-nucleotide messenger RNA. NCBI's taxonomy places the organism in Eukaryota, Dinophyceae, Suessiales, Symbiodiniaceae. The record is from the annotation of a GenBank genome assembly.